AUGUCCGCCAACGAUUAUUACGGCAGUGGUAACAGUGGCUACGGCCAGCAGGGUGGUUAUCCUCAGCAGCAGAACUAUGGCCAACCUCAGGGCUAUCCUCAGCAGGGCGGCUAUCCCCAACAGCAGCAGUACUCCCAGCAGCAACAACCUCAGGGUUACGGCUACAGCCAACAGCAGCCUCAAUACUCCUCCCACCCGCCUCAGCCCAGCUACGGCUCGCAAGCUCCUCCUCAGCAGCAGUACGGCCAACAACCCACCUACGACCAGCGCGGCUCAUCGUUCUAUCCUCAACAACAGCACAACAACCCUCAGUAUGGCGCCCCUGCUUAUCCCCAGGGAGGCGCUCCUGGACAAUACCCUCCCGGCCAACCCGGCCCCGACGGUGAUCGCGGUCUCGGAGCCACUCUCGUCGGUGGAGGUGCCGCUGCUUGGGCUGCCCACACAGCCGGCGGUGGUCUUCUAAGCAGUCUUGGAGCUGCGGCCGCUGGUGCUAUCGGUGCCAAUGUGCUCGAGAACAAGUUCAAGAAGGGCAAGAAGGAAAAGAAACACAAGAAGGAUAAGAAGCACAAGAGCCGCGGCAUGGACAGUAGCUCCAGCAGCAGCGAUUCUGACUAA
Fusarium tjaetaba is the source of this 615-nucleotide messenger RNA. RefSeq names its product glutamine rich nitrogen starvation-induced. The transcript has 2 exons. The coding region runs from base 1 to 615 and encodes 204 amino acids. The record is from RefSeq and is a predicted model, not a curated record. NCBI's taxonomy places the organism in Eukaryota, Fungi, Ascomycota, Sordariomycetes, Hypocreales, Nectriaceae.